Molecule: messenger RNA, 573 nt
Organism: Quercus robur (English oak)
Lineage: Eukaryota; Viridiplantae; Streptophyta; Magnoliopsida; Fagales; Fagaceae
Exons: 1
Coding region: 1-573 (190 amino acids)
Source: RefSeq, a predicted model, not a curated record
AUGGCUGUUCAUUCUAAAGAUGAGGCUUUGAUGUGUAAGGUCUUUCGAUCUAGCUUGGGCCCAGUGGCGAUGAGGUGGUUCAAUGGUUUAAGGGCGAAUUCUAUUGAUUCCUUUAAGAAACUCACCCGGGCCUUUGGUGCUCACUUUAUCACUUGUAGCAGGAUUCCUCGGCCUUUGGGAUCCUUGUUAUCUAUGUCCAUGCGGGAGGUAGAAACUCUGAAGACCUACUCAGAUAGAUAUUGUGAGAUGUUUAAUGAAAUAGACGAAGACUAUGACGAUGUGGCCAUUAGUACUUUCAAGGCUGGCCUCCCAACCGAGCAUGACCUGAGGAAAUCUUUGACUGGUAAGCCUAUUACUAGUGUGCGCCAACUUAUGGAUCAGAUUGACAAGUAUAGAAGGGUAGAGGAAGACCAAAUACAGGGGAAAGGAAAGGCUAAGGUGAUCCCUCAGGAGAUGAGGGAUUUCAGGUUGGACUGGUACAAUAAUAACCUACCUCGGAAAGAUUUUGUUGGGCAGCCAGUAUCUGCCAACACCCAGGUGGUUAAUGCCGUAUUCCGAGAACCAGUACAAUAG